AUGGUUCUUCCCUUGUUUGUUCGCCUUCAGGGUCGAGCCAUUUUCGCCAGUGGAAGCCCGUUUGAUCCUGUAGAAUACAACGGAAGAGUUUUUGUGCCUGGCCAGGCAAAUAAUGCAUACAUCUUCCCUGGACUCGGUCUGGGUCUAAUACUGUCCGGUGCGAUCCGUGUUCACGAUGAUAUGCUUCUGGCAGCCUCAGAGGCUUUGGCUGCACAGGUUACACAGGAAAACUUCGACAAGGGACUCAUCUACCCACCAUUCAGAGAUAUCAGAAAGAUUUCAGCCCAUAUUGCAGCCAAUGUUGCAGCUAAAGCAUACCAACUCGGUUUGGCUACUCGCACGCCUUGGCCCCACGAUCUCGUGAAGUAUGCCGAGAACUGCAUGUACAAUCCUGCCUACCAAAGUUACGGGUGA
Molecule: messenger RNA, 414 nt
Organism: Hibiscus syriacus
Lineage: Eukaryota; Viridiplantae; Streptophyta; Magnoliopsida; Malvales; Malvaceae
Product: NADP-dependent malic enzyme-like
Exons: 4
Coding region: 1-414 (137 amino acids)
Biological process (GO): malate metabolic process; pyruvate metabolic process
Cellular component (GO): chloroplast
Molecular function (GO): NAD binding; malate dehydrogenase (decarboxylating) (NADP+) activity
Source: RefSeq, a predicted model, not a curated record